Molecule: messenger RNA, 789 nt
Organism: Plasmopara halstedii
Lineage: Eukaryota; Oomycota; Peronosporomycetes; Peronosporales; Peronosporaceae
Exons: 4
Coding region: 1-789 (262 amino acids)
Source: RefSeq, a predicted model, not a curated record
AUGGUUAAGCUACGCCUCUUGACACGAUUCUCUGGGUUCUCCGGUCAGCUACAGGCGGGCUCUUUGCUCGAAGUGGGUGAGUCUGAACUUGCUCUCGGUAAUCUUAGCGCUUUGCGUCUUACUGCGCUAAAACAAGCUCCUACGCCAACCAAUUCUGCAGAAUUACAUCGCAUGUGGAUUUUUCGUCCUCAUGCAGUUGAGAGUAUGCACCUUGCUGUGGUGCUCGAUGCGGCUGAUCUCAAAUGCGGGGUUCCGUUGUACGUGCAAAGCGUCCGUCUUUCUCAUGAAGUGACGGAUCGCAUAAUUUUCGAUUGGUUUACAGAACACAGUGCGCCUCCUACGUGCGUGUUAUCUACGUUCGUACGAAAGGACCAUCCCUCACGGAAGCGUACGGUCUAUUUCGCACAGGAUCAGGCACCGACUACCUCGGUCACAUCCCAAGAUAACCCUCUUCGUGAGACCACGUUUCCAUCUCCAGACGAUGGCAUGGAAGAGGCUAAUCGUUUGGCGGCUAACCCUACAUUGACACCAACCCUAGACCAGAACCCAUCAUUCGAAGGAUCUAAUACGUCUUACUCUUCACGAUUUGUAUCAUCUCUGAGAAAAUUCAUACGUCAGUUGCCGCCUGAUACUGCGUUGGAUGAUAUCACGACCCAAACAACCCCACGUCUUCUGGCCCAUGUAUCACUUCCUCCCCCUUCUAUGACAUCGCUAUGUCGGACAGGGCUGACAGUUAAUGACUCAGACGACGACCCUCCUCACCAGAGUGUGACUCCACUACAUAUAUGA